Blepharisma stoltei is the source of this 1131-nucleotide messenger RNA. Lineage: Eukaryota; Ciliophora; Heterotrichea; Heterotrichida; Blepharismidae. The record is from the annotation of a GenBank genome assembly.
AUGGAAAUAAGAAAUUCUGAUUUUUCCACCCUUCCUCAUGAAUUUUCCCGUAGCAGCCACAGAUCUAACACCUCUUAUCUUGUAGACCAAAGCGCUGAUAAGUCAGCAUAUAAAAAAGACAAAGCCUGUGCAGUUUGUAAUACAAAUUUCAGUAUUCUGGGGCUGACUCAGAAGCAUCAUUGUAAUUUUUGCUAUCGUGGAGUCUGCUGAAAAUGCUCCUUGCAGCAGGCUUAUCAUCCUGAUAUGCAUGAAAUGACGAGAAUAUGUGACCAGUGCUAUAAUAAAUCAAUACAAACAAAAAUCAGUAAAGAAUUUGAAAGUAGCCUAGGGGAUGUAAAAAACGAAAUUAAAGAACUUAAAGAAAAACUGCAAAGUGAACAAAGAACGUCAAGAUCUGAAAAAAUUGUAAAAACGCAAAUAAAAGGAGAAUUAACAAAAAUUGUGGAAAAGAAUAAAGAAACAGAAAAUGAGUUAAGCAAAAAAAUUGAAGAAUCUGAAAAAGCUAAUGAGGAAAUAGAAAAUGAAAACCAAAAACUUAAUGAAGAAAUUGAUGAAAUUUUAAAAAAUGAAGAAAAUAUAGAUGGAGAGUUAAAAUCAAUUCAAAGCCAAAUAGAAGAAGGGCUCCAGGAUUUAAAAAACUACCAGUUAAAAAUUGAGGAAAUAAAAAAUUUGAAUUCAAAAGAAAUAAAUAAUAACCAAAAAAAGAACUCAGCUAUAAAAAAGGCUGAAAAGAUUCAAGAAAAGCUAGAUGGAGAAAAGCUUCAAAGAGAAAAAGAAGAAACUGAUAAAAACCAAAGAAUAGAAAGGUCUAAAAAAGAAAUAGACGAAGUAAAAAGAAUGAAUACAAGAUUAAUUCAUAAAAUCCAAGAAUUACAAGAAAAUGAAGACACUGAAGAAGAAAUCAGAAAAUCCUUGGAAACGCCAAACAGACUAUCAGAAAGGCUAUCAAUCACACCAAGAAUGGGAGACCCAUACAAGCUGCUAAGGGACCAAUUGAAGUCUCAAAUUGAAGAAAUAAGCAAGCUUCAAUUGGAAAUAAAAAAUUCAAAAAAUGAAAGCACUUUUACGUUAAAUAAAGAAAGCAUGAGAGAUCCUUUUGAAAGAGACCAAUGCAAAUGUGUACUUCAAUAA